AUGCGAGCGAGGAGGAAAACGCCAGGAGGAAAAUGCCAGAGAAGAGUGAGCACUAAGAGCACUGCUUUAUCGGCCAGACCAGAGUCAUCUAUCCAAACCAUAUCCUUUGGCUCUAACGAUUUUGCAAUUCCAAACAAUAGCACAGUGUUUUCAUUGAUUCAGCCAACUGGUAAAUUGCACUUGGGUAAUUAUCUAGGCGCGAUAAAUGUCUGGAAAAAUAUCUCGGAUUCUAAUGAUAAUUCUAAUACAAAAAUCUUAUUUGGAACCGCAGAUUUACAUGCUAUAACUAUUCCUAAACCCGCAAGCGAGUUAAGAAAUUAUAGAUUGGAAACUAUUGCAAGCUUACUAGCUUCCGGUUUGGACCCAAAUAAAUCUAUUAUUUUCCACCAAAGCCAGAUCCCCGAACAUGCUGAAUUAACUUGGAUUCUAUCUUGUAUAACCGGUAUGGGCUAUUUGAAUAGAAUGACUCAAUGGAAGAGCAAGUCAAAUCUCAAAUCUGAUACAAAUUCAAUCGAUGCCAUCAUGUCUGUUAAUUCUGGUCUACUCUUUUACCCUGUUUUAAUGGCUGCUGAUAUCCUACUAUACCAUUCAACUCAUGUCCCUGUUGGCGAUGAUCAAUCCCAACAUCUAGAAUUAACAAGGCACUUGGCUGAAAAAUUUAAUUCAACUUAUAGUUCUCCAAAUUUUUUCAAAGAGCCAAAAACUCUAUUUGCCCCAACCAAAAAAAUCUUAUCUUUAAGAAACCCAUUAAAGAAAAUGUCUAAAUCGGAUCCUGAUCCAUUUUCCUGUAUAUACAUAACCGAUGACCCAAAAGUCAUUUCAAAAAAAAUUAGAAAAACUGUUACUGAUUCUAUUCAAGACCGCUUUUAUUUUGAUCCCAUCGAAAGACCUGGUGUAUCAAACCUCAUCAAUAUUAUCUCUGGUAUUCAAAAAAAAUCAAUACAUCAUGUAGAGCAAGAUCUACUUUCUUCAAAUGUUAAUGACCAUAAAUCCUUCAAAGAUUAUGCCACUGAGGUUAUUAUAAAUGAACUAGCUCAACCAAAAAAAAUCUUUGAACAACUUAUCAACGAUAAACCAUAUUUAGAUCAAAUAAUUAAUCAAGGUAAUGAAAAAGCCAGAGCAAUAGCUUCAAAAAAUAUGUUAAAUAUUAAAAAAUGUAUUGGAUUAGAUUAA
This is a messenger RNA of Ascoidea rubescens DSM 1968, 1173 nucleotides long. It is a transcript of the gene MSW1, whose product is annotated as tryptophan--tRNA ligase MSW1. Gene Ontology annotation, cellular component: mitochondrial matrix; mitochondrion. The coding region runs from base 1 to 1173 and encodes 390 amino acids. Gene Ontology annotation, molecular function: tryptophan-tRNA ligase activity; ATP binding. The record is from RefSeq and is a predicted model, not a curated record. The transcript is spliced from 3 exons. Lineage: Eukaryota; Fungi; Ascomycota; Saccharomycetes; Ascoideales; Ascoideaceae. Gene Ontology annotation, biological process: mitochondrial tryptophanyl-tRNA aminoacylation.